Messenger RNA from Drosophila novamexicana, 487 nucleotides. RefSeq lists its product as uncharacterized. The annotation marks the transcript as partial. The record is from RefSeq and is a predicted model, not a curated record. Lineage: Eukaryota; Metazoa; Arthropoda; Insecta; Diptera; Drosophilidae. The transcript is spliced from 4 exons.
AUGCUCUUAACCAAAACGUUCUCGUCUUUUACUAUCGAACCUAUUACAGAGGUAGUCGUUAUCGAAUACAAGGUAAUACAGGAGCGCACCUUAAAGCAGCCCAUCGAGAAUUCCAAUAUUAAAAACCGAUUAGCUGAAACUCAAAAAGCCAAUGAAGUACUUAAACGUAUGUUAUCGCACAUGCCGACAGUGAAAGUAAAACAUAAACUUGUUGUGCAACAGCGUAUUAAUCGUCAAAUGGCCAAAAAGCUAAAAACUCUGGCGGCGGAAAGAUCCCUUGAUGAGGUCGAACUAAAUGUUCGGCAAUGUACUCUUAAAAAAUAUGUAGAACAACUUAAUGGGAUGAGGGAAUUGGCUCUCACAUAUGCCACAAACACAGAUGGUGUUGAAAUUGGAAAUAAUAUAUUAAUGGCAAAUGAUGAAGAAAUUAAGAUUAUGACCAUCGAGAAACAGAAUUUCAUAGAAUCUGAUCCAUACUCUGAAGCUG